This is a messenger RNA of Oikopleura dioica, 9993 nucleotides long. The record is from the annotation of a GenBank genome assembly. NCBI's taxonomy places the organism in Eukaryota, Metazoa, Chordata, Appendicularia, Copelata, Oikopleuridae.
AUGAUGGAGGCGAAAAAGAGAGCAGCUCAAAUGGCAAGCGAAGAAGAAGUCGCUGAAAACCUUCUCUUUGACUCUACUGACUCUACAAAUCCCUAUCUUCUUCACGAUACCUUCCCAGAAAAAUCCGAGGCUUCUGAAAUUUUCCUCUAUGAUUUCCAGCCCUCUGAAAUCCUCGAAUACUCCGAAGAACGAGAAUACGACUUGGAGUACGAAGAAUCCGAAGAGUCUGAAAUUCCCGAGAAAAACACUCGAGCGACGCUUUUUGUGAGAUCUUUUGACAUGCCAGAGGAUCAGUUCUCGAUGAUCAGCGAGAGCAACGAGUUCAUGAAUCUUGUUGAUGACACUUUUGUGGCUGAAGAAAACCCGGCUUCUUUCUUGAAUGAAAUUUUGAGCGAAGAUGAGGAGCUGGCUCAAUCGAAUUUUAGAGUGGAGGAAGAAGAGUACGAGGAGUACGAUUAUGAGUAUGAUGCGAAGGAGGUUGAUUUUGCAACGUUUCUGGCUGAAAAAACGGCGCCUCCGCCGACGAAAGCACCAGCACUCGUGAUCAACGAUUUCAACUGGGAUGCGAGAGCCGAUGACAAUGGCGACUCUGAAUUCCAAAGCGACGAUGAAGACGAAAGUAAUAGGACGCUUAUUUUCGACUUACCUGAACACCAGCCAGUUCCAUCAGAGACACCACUAGAGCCCUCCGGACUGACACUUACUAGCGAAUGGGAAUUGUCUUUUCAAAUGAAUAAGGGAGGUGGGCUACCUACUUCUUGGGUCAAUUUCGUGGAAAUAACAGGACAAGACGGAGCAUUUUUACUUUCAGUCUGGAAAAGCUGGGAUACCGAAACUCUAGAAGAAAGCUUCGUCACUUGUUAUAUCAAUGAAUGCCGUCAAGCAGCAAUCCCAGCUGAGAAUUCAGUCAAUUAUCGCUACAGACAGACCAUAAACUCGCAGGGAGAAUCGAUUGGUAUAAUUUUCGUAAAUCACAUUGAAGUUGAUAGAACAAGUGAGACGAUCGUAACGACCUUGGAAGGGGCAAAAAUUUAUUCGACUCGAAGUGGCUACAGACCUUUUGACGGGCUGAUAAGGCAUUUGAAGCUUUAUACCAUCGAUGGUCCUCCGCCUCCCGAAACACCAGGAAUCUUGGUUGCCCAAAAUCAGCAGCUUCAGCGAGUAGAUAGCGUCCAGCAAACAUGGGAAAUGAGUUUUGACCUGAGACAAGACUCAGCUCCUCUCAGCGAAACCGCCAACAUUAUCGACAUCGUUUCCAUCCCAAGUUACGUAAGCACCAUGUUCUCAGUCUGGCAGACAGGCAGUGAUGGAUCGAUUCAAAUUUGCACUGCUUCUCAAUGCCUUGGGACAAAAUACACGAUAAGCUCGGAUUACUCGACGAGAUUUACUCUGAAAACAAAGUUUGUCGGUCAACAGCUUUUCCUGAUCGUUGAAGUUGAGGGAGAAGAAAGGGAUCGAGUGCAGUUCGACGCAAAUGUCGGGACAAUCGCGAUCAUGGCAACAUCCCAUUUCGCCCCAGCCCCUGUCCGAAUUCUCAAUGAUUUCUUCGUACCCAGUGUUCCGUUGACUCCGAAUCCUUGUUUGGAACAACCAUGUUUAUACGGAGCGCCUUGUAUUGAACUCGAAGAUGAUUAUAGAUGCGGGUGCCCGAGAGAUUUUGAUGGAAAGAACUGCGAAGUAACCCCUUGCGAUUCCAUCGGAGAUGAUAUGUGUAAUUCCAAAGGCAAAUGCAACUUCGUUCUUACUGAAGAAAGCUAUUAUACCGAGUGCUUGUGCGAUCCUGGCUACUUUGGACCGUUUUGCCAGACUUCUCCUUGCGAGCGCUUUCCCUGUUUUAAUGGAGGAACAUGCUCAAACAAUGAUACAUUUGGAACCGCAGAUUGUGACUGCCCCGGGUUCUACUCAGGAAAGCGUUGCGAGCAAGAUGCCUGCUUUGACGAGCCUUGCGAAGUUGGAGCGGUUAUGUGCGUCCAUAAUGAGGAGAGAGAAAAUGGAUUCGAGUGCCGUUGCGCGGAGAAUUAUAACGGUGAACUUUGCGAAAUAACACCUUGCUCAGAUUAUCCAUGUCAGAAUGGCGGAAGCUGUUCUUUAGACAUGGACGAAAACAACAUUCCCACCGGCGGAUUUAACUGCUCCUGCAUCAACAACUAUUCCGGCGUCGUAUGUGAGCGCUCUCCCUGCGACAGCGCCUUGAAUCCUUGCAAUGGGCAAACAUGCAUCAUGGACGGCGGCGCCCCUCGAUGCAGCUGUGACCCUCCCUAUAUAGGGGAUUUUUGUGAGGAGACAGUUUGCCACUUGAAUCCUUGCGGGACAUCUGGGAAAUGUUAUAUUAUGGAAGAUAAUUCGUAUAAAUGCCAGUGUGAUGAUGGAUUUUCGGGAAUUCAUUGCGAGAUCGAUGCUUGCUCUAGCUCGCCUUGUGAGAAUGGUGGCAGUUGUACUGUCAUUCAGGGAGGAUACAUCUGCUCCUGCAAGCCUGGUUUUUCCGGGCCAAACUGCGAGAACUCCCCUUGCGACACGGGACUGUUGACCUGCGCCAACUUGGGUGUCUGUGGAAUCAACGAAGAUAACCUGCCGCAGUGCUACUGUCGACCUGGAACUGUGGGAAUUUACUGCCAGAAUACUCUUUGCGAUCUUGACCCAUGUCUGAAUGAAGGAGAGUGCGAAGAUCUGGAAGGAGGAGAGUACAAGUGUCAUUGCCCAGAUGGCUACACCGGAGAAAAUUGCGAGAUUACUCCUUGUUCAAAGAAUAAUUGCCGGAAUGGUUCUCAAUGUCUUAUCUCCGGAAGCUCUUACACCUGCGAUUGCUUGCCAAACUAUAGCGGUGAUUACUGCGAUAUCGAUCCCUGCCACGACUCGCCCUGCAAGUACGGAACUUGCAAAGUUGAUGGAACAGACACCUAUUGCGACUGCCCAGAAGAUCUAAAAGGGUUGUUUUGUGAAAUUGACCCUUGCUUGGGGAAGAGCUGCGAAAAUGGGGGAAUUUGCGUUUUUGACUCGGAGAAUUUAGCAGCAAAAUGCCAUUGUGCCAGUGGAUUUGAAGGGGAUAACUGCCACAUACACCAGGCCUGUUCAACCCAGCCCUGCGAAAAUGACGGCGAAUGUGUCCCAAAAGGCGUUCAUUUUGUCUGCUCCUGUCAAAACCCAUUCGUCACUGGAGAUUUGUGCGAAAACAGCCCUUGUAACGACUCUCCUUGUUUGAAUGAUGGAGAGUGUCUGUUGGAGGCGAAAAGUGUAACUGGGUUCAUUUGCGACUGCGAAGAGGGUUUUUACGGGGCGCGAUGCGAAAAUGAUCCCUGCACUAGAAAUCCGUGUCAUUUGGAUCAGACUUGUGUUGUUCAGCAGAAAACAGAAGAAAACCAAAGCCAAACUUCGUGCAUCUGCGAUCCUGGUUUCUCCGGCUCUUUCUGCCAAAACUCCGUCUGCGACUCUCAGAUCUGCCUAAACGGAGGCCAUUGUUCAAUCGAAGAAGGAGAAGCCAGCUGCACCUGCCAAGCUGGUUUUUUCGGAAACAACUGCGAACUAACCACUUGCUCUGACAACCCCUGUUUCUACGUUUCCAGUGACAAAUGCGUCCCCGGGGUCGAUUCGUACGUCUGUCUCUGCCCAGAAGGCUUUGGAGGGGAAAAAUGCGAAGUCUCUCCUUGUGAAGAAAAUCCAUGCGUCAAUGGCGGAACUUGUUCGCUGACAAAUGAUUUGCGUGUUUCUUGCUCUUGCAAAGACGGUUUCAAUGGGGAGUUCUGCCAAUUAGACAUUUGCCACCCGAAUCCGUGCAUCAACAAUGGUCUUUGCGAUCCAACCAGUGCUGAUGAAUUCGAGUGCCGAUGCCCAACUGGUUAUUCUGGUAAGUUUUGCCAAAUCGAUUCCUGCCAAGGAAACGAAUGCGAAAAUGGAUCAACUUGCUUUCCUCAUCAAACAGGCUACACCUGCCAAUGCGAAAUCGGCUUCUACGGUGAAAAGUGCCAGUUCGAUUCUUGCUCGACUUAUCCAUGUCUGUAUAAAGCUACUUGUACUGCAGACAGUACAGGUUUUACUUGCAGCUGUCCGGAUGGCUUUUCUGGUGAUAUUUGCCAAACAACUCCGUGUGAAAAUUCUCCUUGUCAGAAUAACGGCACUUGUUCCAUCAUCGAUCAGGACUUUUACUGCGACUGUCCCGAGGGCUUCAGCGGCAGGUACUGCCUCGAAGGGGUGUGCAGCGAAGACCCAUGCUUGUACGAAGGAAAGUGUAUUGGAAACGGAGACGAUUUUAAGUGCGAAUGUAAAGAUGGAUAUUCCGGGGAAAGAUGCGAAGUUACUCCUUGUGACGAACAUGCAUGUUUGAACGAUGGAUUCUGCUCCCUAUCGAGUGAUUUUGAGAAGGGAUACGAAUGCUCCUGCAUUGGCUGGCUCGGAGAAUUCUGCGAGAUCAACCCUUGCGACGAAAAUCCAUGUCUAAAUGGAGCAGAAUGCGUUCAAAUUCCUCAAGCGCCUGGUUAUCAAUGCGAUUGUUCUGGGCUUUUUGAAGUUUCAGGCGAGCACUGUGAAGUAACUCCUUGCAAUACUGAAGAGACAAUACAAUACAGCUGCUUCAACGAUGGAGUUUGCUCGAUUCAGGGCGGAUUUCCAACUUGCAUUUGUCAAGAGGGCUUUUACGGACAGUUCUGCGAGUUUACUCCUUGUUCCGAUAACAAAUGCCAAAAUGGCGGGACCUGCCAUGUCGUGGCGAGAAAUGAAACCAACCCGGCUCUCUUGGAAGACGACCAGCUUUUUGAACCACCGCAAUUUUACGAGUGCGAAUGUGCACCGGGUUUCCAUGGACCCGACUGUGUUUACGACGCUUGUACUGAUAUCCAAUGCGAAAACGGCGGAUUUUGCUUGGUUUUUGGCUUGAUUGGAUAUUGCGAGUGCCCAGAUGGCUAUUUCGGCUCACGCUGCGAGGAAAAUCAUUGCUCGGACGAUCCAUGCGGUGAUGAUGGAACCUGCGUGCCGCUUGUUAACGGAUUCGAGUGUGACUGCAACGAGGGCUUUUCCGGAGCACUGUGUCAUAUUACCCCUUGUGAUUCGCUGCUUGAAGGGUGCAAUCAACGAGGAAAAUGCAAAAAAGAAGGUGAAGGGUCUGGCGAUGGAAUCGAAAGCGAGUAUUUUUGCGACUGCGCAGAUGGGUAUUCCGGAGAAGUCUGCGAAGUAACCCCUUGCGACUCGGACGAGGGCAAUAAUUGCGUCAAUGGAAAAUGCGAACUCAUUGGCGACUUGAAAAGGGAAUCGAUCGACAUUGAAAUGGGCAAGGAGAUUUUGACAAUUUCCGAACUGACACUUGAUUGGAAAAUGAGCUUCGUUUAUAAAAGCUUUGAACUUCCUCAGGAUCAAAAAUUCAUUUUGGAAGUCGUUUUUGAUGGAAGAAGAAUCGAAGUUCUGGAUAAAGAAGAUUUUGUAAGUGAAGCAUCUGGAUCGCUGCUGACGAUUUCAGAAGACCCGGACUCGGUUGACUUUUGGCUCUGUACGAUUUUGAAGUGUGAGCGCGGUUCUGGCUCAAUUUUGCAAUCCAAAAUAAGUUUUGAAAAGACCGGAGGGACGAAAUUCGACAUCAUCGCCAGAUCAGAUCAGAUUCUAGUGACGAUCGAUGGAAAGGAAUACCUCAGACACACAGUAAAACUUCCCGGAAACAAGAUUUUCUACCAAAACUUUUCCGUCAAAACCGUCUCUGAGUCGAAAUCGCCGGCUUCUGGAAACAUCAAAAACUUUCAUUUCAAAGCGACUGAGACUCUUAGCGAUACAUCUUGCUUCUGUCCUCCCGGCUUUACUGGCAGCUACUGUGAGAUAACUGUAUGCGAGUCUUUUGACUGUAAUGGCGAAAAUGGCGAGUGCUUUGUUGAUGAAAAUGGAGAGCCUGGUUGCAAAUGCAUUGGGAAUUUCCACGGUAGUCGCUGUGAAAUUGAUCUUUGUGCAAACGACCCUUGCGAGAAUGGAGGAAUCUGUUCGAAAAACAACUUGAAUGAGCAGAUUUGCACUUGCAGCGAAGGCUUUCUCGGAGAUUUCUGUGAAAAGACCGUCUGUGACCUUUUUGAAAAUUACUGCCAAAAUGAUGGAACUUGUUUUAUCGAUGCUGAUCGCGUUGCUCAGUGCCUUUGUCCUCCAGGAAUCACUCAUGGAGAGGAAAACAGGUGCGAAAUUUCGCCAUGCAACGCAGGCCCCUGUGGCCAAAACGGUCUCUGUACUCCGAUCUCCGAAAACUCCGUCAGUUGUGAAUGCAUAAACGAGUAUUCCGGAGAGUUCUGCGACCAGAGCCCUUGCGACUUGAACCCCUGUUUCAACGACGGAACAUGCGAAGUCCUCGCUGGAAAACGCGUCUGCACCUGCGCGAUGGGUUUUCUUGGCGAUUACUGCGAAAAAUCCAUUUGCGAAAACAUCGAGUGCGAAAACAACGCGUCCUGCUCGAUUGAAGAUGGAAAUUUCAAGUGCAAUUGCUUGCCCGGCUUUUCUGGCGUCAAAUGCUCAAUUCGACUUUGCGAUGAUUCAAUGUGCCUCAACGGCGGAAAGUGCAACAUCGACGAUGACGAAAAUCCUUUCUGCGAAUGCCCAACUGGUUUUACUGGGAAUUUUUGCGAGGGAACUCCUUGCGAAGGGGAUGACAAAAUCGAAUGCGCAAAUGGCGGACAGUGCCAUUUUUCCGAUAGCGAGGUGAAAUGCUCUUGCCAAGCGGGAAUAAGUGGUCUUUUUUGCGAAAUAACACCCUGUUCAACCAACCCUUGCGGCGCUGGAAAAUGUCAUCUGACAACAAACCAGCUCAACGAAGCUGUAACUGAGUACGGUUUCGUCUGCGAAUGUCCAAGCGGAUUUUCCGGGCCGCACUGCGAAAUCACCCCCUGCUCGAGCAACCCUUGCCAUCACGGUUCAUGUGAAAUCAUAGACGACUCCUUCGCCUGCCUCUGUCCAAGUUCUUUUAUCGGAAAAUUGUGUGAAAUUUCUUUGUGCGAGUUGAACAGCUACUGCAAAAACGGCGGCACUUGCCAGGCUGAUUCCACUGCUGAGGAGGGUUUUGUCUGUUUAUGCAAUGAAGGAACUUCUGGAAAAUACUGCGAAGAGAAUGCGGCGGAAAAAAUCUGCGCCGAAGACCCGCUUUUCUGCGAGCGCGGCUGGUGCUCGGUCGAAAACGGGGAAAAGAAAUGCGCUUGUCACGCGGGCUGGCACGGAGAAAACUGCGAAAGAAGCCCAUGCCAACAGGCUGACUCUGAGGUCAAUAUUUGCAAUGGUGGAAAAUGCUUUUUCGAGAUGAUGGGAGGGGGCUCUUAUUUCAAUCAAUUUUGCAGAUGCCGAGGAAAAGGACGAGGGGAAUUCUGCGAGUUCGAUAUUUGCGCGAUUAAUGAUUGCCCGAGGAACUCAGUUUGUGUGCCCAAAGCAAGUCGGGUGACAGAGUCGAAUGAAAUUAUUGAAAUCACGGUGGAAAACAAAAUGUUCAUUGUGGAGGCUAACGACUCUUACGAUGACUCAUACAGUUACUCAGACUAUGAUUCAUACAAUGAGUCAUUGUAUUAUGACUCGUAUUAUGACUCAUACGAUGACUCAUACACAUACGAGGACUUUAUCAUCUCCCGCGAGCUUGGAAUCAAUUCUAAACUCUUCGAAAACAACUCGAAAAAGCGCUAUACCUGCGAAUGCCUCCCUGGUUUUUACGGCCACACUUGUCAAAAAUCUGUCUGCAAUCCGAAUCCCUGCGAAAACAGAGGCAAUUGUAUACCGAAAAAGGCAAUGAAGGAUCGAGGGUCAACAACGGCUUCGGACAUGACUUUUGAAUGCGAUUGUUUCACUGGCUUUACCGGGCAAAAGUGCCAGAACAAUGUUUGUUCCGAUGUUGCUUGUCUGAACGGAGGCGAGUGUAGAAUCAGUGGCAUCGACUGGGCCGCGAUCUUCGGAGGAGAGGAAGAAUCGAGCGGGGAUGGAAACGACCCGAACGAUCCGGGAAUCACCGGUCGUCCCUUUUGUACCUGCCCGGAUCACUUCCACGGCGUUCUCUGCGAACAAAGCAUCUGCACCGACGAGUCUCCCUGCCUCAACAAUGGCAAAUGCGUCCCCACCUCCACGGGCGGCUUCACCUGCCACUGCGCAGCUGGAUUCAGCGGAGUCAACUGUGGAAUCGACCCCUGCGCUGGGUUUGAAAAUUGCGGAGCGAAUGGAAAAUGCGUUGUUCGAUUUACGAAAAAUGGAGCUUUGCCGAAAUGCGAAUGCGAUCAUGGAUGGAAAGGCGAAUUUUGUGAGGAGGAAAACUGCUUUGAGAAGUGCAAAUUUGGAUUUUGUAGAGAUCCGACUCUUCCACAAGGAACCGUGGCGAACACUUGUCUCUGCGAAAUCGACUGGGUCGGAGAGUGGUGCGAUAUUCCCAAAAAUGGCUGCAAUUACGGAGAAUGCGGCCCAGGAACAUGCAUUGACAACCUUUGCGAAUGUCCUCAGGGCUUUUUUGGCGAAAAAUGCGAGCUUUCAAUCUGCGAUGAUGCCUGCGAAAAUGGCGGAAGCUGUGAAAUCAUCACAAAUUCAAUCGGCCCGGCAAGUUAUCAAUGCUUUUGUCCCGACUUUGCAACUGGUGCCAAUUGCGUACUAACUCCCUGCGAUUCUAGCGACCCUUGCAAAAACGGCGGAAAAUGCCAGCUCGAUGAAAGCGGGUCUAUUACUUGCGAGUGUCCGGAUGCUUGGGAAGGUGAUUUUUGCGAAAAGAAAAAAGUGCAAAGUUUGUGCUUCGAAAGCGCGCUGAAAGGGCUGAAAAAACCGGGCGUUUGUAAUUUCCAGCCAAUUUGUCAAGACGAUCCGAUGAUGGAAGAUUUCGUCCAGAUAAAUGUCGUUAACAGUGGCUUCAGUAUCGGACUUGAUCCGGCAAAAAUACACAACUGGUCACUGAAUAUUCGAAUCGAAACCUUCCAAAAAUCGACUCUGAAUGUCUCCAUUCUUGGGCCUGGAAGAAUUGCUCAUUUCAUCAAGAAAACACCAAGACAGUAUAUCUACGAUUUCAACAUUGAGCCGGAGAAAAGUGUCGAUAAUGAUUUGAUGAUUUAUGUCGCUGGCAUUGGCGCCGAGGCACUCAAAGAGGCUCGUUUCUUUUUGUUCCCGGAUAAGGAAGAGUACAGAAGCUGUUUCCCGGACGUCGAUUGGGCAGAAAACUUCAAUCGAGUUGAAAAAGUCCUGACGAGGAUGAGCACUUUUGAUCGAAAAGAGAGCUCGAGCAAAGAAAGAGCGAAAAGUGAGGAACGAUCUUGGAGAAGUCAGUCUGCUAGAACCUUUGGCAUCAAAUCGAGCCUUGAAAAGCGCCUUGCAAAUCUUCGGAUUCCUGUGAAAAACAACGAAGAACUGGACAUCCGAAAACGCAGUCGAAACAGCGUCAAAGCUACCGAAGACAACAUCGCCUCGCUCGACUUGGCCCAGCGACUGCAGCUAAAAGAAAAGAUUCUCCAGCGACUUCAGCUCCAAAAGUGCUCCUUCGAUCAUUCUCUUCAGAAGAGCUGUCACAAAUUCUCGACAGCUGCUGACACCAGCAUUCAAUACUGCAGCACCAGGGCCCCGUGUGAUCCUUUUUUACCCGAGUGCGAGAUUUCCGGCAGCGAGUUUUGGCCAAAAAAGAUUCAAGAUGGUCUUCAGCCUCGACCGACCAAAAUUAAUCAUCAAAGAUGGAAGUUUGGCUUUACCGACAUGCUAAGAUGUCCUGAUGGCCUUGCCCGAUUCCAGAUUUUUCUAGAGUCAGAAUAUGCUGCGGAAAAUCUUGCGUUUUAUCUUCAAACGCGUCGUUUUAAAUUUGGUCCGACAGGGAGAAUGCUCAAUGUUGCGAAGGCGAUUUUCGAGCGAUUCCUGGCGGAAGACUGCGUAGAACCAGUAAAUCUGCCGCACACGAUCCAGCGCAAAAUCGAGGAGUCGGUGAAUAAUGGAGAAGUGAACAGAUUUAUCUUCGACGACGCGUCAAAGCAUAUCUUGGCGCUGAUAAGAAGGGACUCGUACAAGCGGUUUCUUGCGUCGAAAAUUUACAACGAAACUAUUUAA